GCAAAUUUUUUGACAAAUUAGCAGUACGCGAGUAUCUAAUAGAACCAUGUAAUGUCUUUUUCAAUCGGUAUUGAAAAAAUGAGGGGGAAAUGAAACAUUGUACGCAUUUAAAUGUAUGAAGAAAACAACUACCAAAAAACUUUAGCUCAGCGCUCAAACCCAAAAUCCAAAAAAAACCCCUCAAAGUUCACAAUGUCAUUAAUACAUGACAUGUAUUUUGUCAAACCUAAUGGAAACUUGGAAAUCACAGGUCACAUUAUAUGUUACUAAGUUUGCAAAUUCAAGGCUAUUUUAGCAGCAUUUUAAUGCAAAGAUAAUCUUAACAGCUUUUUGUUUGUACCAAGAACUGAUUUCAAGAAUGGAGGAGGAGGAUGGGGGAAGAAGAAGCUUGUAGUGUCAUCUCCUACAAGCGUGGAGAUCCCUUUGGAAGCGAGUGUGGAGAUUUUUUUUUGGUGAAAAUAUGCUUUUUUGAAUUACAGAAGGGUUUUUUCCAUAGAAUUUUUGGUAAAGAUUGCUUUUAUAUGUGGUUAAAGGGGUUUGUUUGGAGGAAUUUUGAGAACAGAUUGUAAUGUGAUUGGGUUUUUUUGGGUGGGCAAGAAAUUUUGAGGAAAGAUUGGAUUCUAAUGAGCUGGAAGGGCUUUGUGGGUAGGUAUUUGGAGGAAUUGUCGCGUUUUGUUCAGUUGAAGGGCUUUUUUCCAGAGAAAAAUCGGAGAGGAUUGCAUUUUUAUCAGAUGAAAUGGAUUUUUUUGGGAAGAAAUUUUGCGUUUGGAUAAGGACUAAGGAAAAUUGCAGGCCUGAAAAUACUGGAGACUUGAGAGAUUUGAAAUGGAUAAAUCAUGCUAGUGAACGAAAGGUGGUGGAAUGACUGGAGAGUGUAGGGUAAAUAAUGGUUUGCACAAGUCAAGAAAAGAAUUAGUGACGGAAGAAGAUGGCGAAAGAAGAGGGGCAAAGAGGGCGGAAAAAUGGGGGAGAGGAGUGAAAGAAUUGAGAAAGAAGACAAACGACAGGAGCAAUCUGGAUAGCAUUUAGGACUCUGAUUGGAUGUUUAGGGUAAGAAAUGAAAAGUCAGGGAAAGGAGUGGGAAAACAGUGAAGAUGAGGGAGAAGUAGGUUGAAUUCGUGUCUGGUCUGUUGCAUAGAAAUGAUUGACUAGCUGAUCACUAGCUGAUCUCAGUUAGAUUUUUGGAAAAUAUGCGGUGUAGAGCAAACUCUCAUACGGCCAAGCUCACUGGUGGGUCGUCUGAUGCAAUACUGACAAUGCAGAUGAGAAAGGAGGAGAGCGGGAAAAUUUCUGAGGCAGAGUUAUCACGGGUUCGUGGAUGUAAAAGAAAAUGUGCAGAGGAAGCAAAUGAAUUGAUCAGGGCUGUAAUUAAUUCAGAAAUGUUGAGUGUUAGCUCUGAAGACAGCUUAGAAAGCUCCAGCGAGGAACAUAACAAUUUUACGUCUGUUUCUCCCAGAGAAGAGGAUUCACAAAUUUUGUCAGACAACACAGGCACAUCGGAUAUCUUACUGGAAGGAUGUAAUAGAAGUAGGGGCCUUUCAAGUGCUGGAAUAGGAGGCAAAAACUGUAAUGCUUCUCAGAGUAUUGAAGUUUCCAUGCUAAGGGAUAAAAAUGUUAGUCAGAGGAUUGGUUCAACAGGGACAACUUUGAAGAAGAGAAAAACUAAUGCGGGAAAAGCUGUUUUCAGCGACCCUGGUGUUUCUGAAUCUAGCAGAAGUAUAUGCAGUCGUGCUAGAAUGUCAAAGAAAUCAAAGGCUAUGGAAAAUGCACCAGAAAAAAAUAAUUCACUGCAAGAUCAUGGAAGGGAAUGUAAUGUGGAGAUUCAGUCUGCUUCACAGCAUUUUGCAGCUGUUGAAAAUCUGGAUGCUUCUGAUCAACAGGAUUCUCUCCAGGAAAGUGGGAAGUCAGAUAAAUCAUAUGCAAAUAAGAUUCCCAAUUCCAAAAAGAAUGGGUCUGGCUCCCAUGAAAACCAUGUCGUUUCUGAUGAAAUCCGUACUGAUUUGAAUGAAUUGAAGGGGAAGCAAUGCCUUGAUGGUCUUGUUCAAGGAGAGCAGAAUAGGAUAAUUGAUGGUAAGGUCCAAGUAAGCCAUUCAUAUCAGGAGGAUACAGAGGAUAGCUGUCAAUCUGCAGUUUUGGCAAAGAAAAAUAACCAGAAAAUGACAAAUCCCAUUGCUCAAUCUCCUGACGGGGGAAUGCUCUUAAGCCGAUUUGUACUUCCCCAUACUCAAGAAAUUAAAGUUUAUGAGCUCAAUGCCGAUAAUAGCAACAAAAAUUCAGGGCAUAGAAGUUGCUCUUUGGCUGCAUCCACAAAACCAGGGGAAAUCUUAGGACACAAUGGACAUGGAAGUUCAGAAGAGCUGAAGGAGAGGGCCAUUACUCUAAGUCCAGAAACUAAUUUAAGUGAUGGUAAUGUUGCCAGAGAUAAAACAUUGGAUGACAAGGAUAGGGAUAAAAACAUGUUGGGAAAUCGCAGGAGGCAUAGCUUACCAAUACUGUUGAAGAAAACAGAAACUCCGAAGCAAGUGCCACUAUCAGAGUUACGUAAGAAUCUCCGAGAGCGUGCAAAGGUACGUCUUCUGGCAGCUGGUUGGAAGAUUGAAUUGAAACCUAGGAUUGGUAGAGACUAUCAAGAUUCUGUGUAUGUUUCACCCUCGGGCUCAGCUUUCUGGUCCCUGCCAAAAGCAUGGAAUGCCUUGAGGAAGAGUUUGGUUGCAAAUGCGACAAAGAUUGGAAAAGCUCCCAACACAAAACAGUUGAAAGCUAACAAGAGGCCACUGGAGAGACGAAUGGAUUUUUGGUCUGAAUUGGAUGAAUCUUUGACACAGUUAGACAGUGGUGAGCAGAAUUCGAAUAUCUGUGCUGGUAAUCAGGUUAGUGAUGAUAAUCCCUUAAUGAGCAUGGUAUUUACAGAGGACCUUAGAUUAUUAAAAAAGCUUAAAAAGGAUAGACGGAUGGAAUGUGCAAUGCAGAAAGAUAUAGUCAACAUUGAUGAUCACAUUGAGCAUUCCAUGCAAGGAUGUAUAAAUGGACAUUCUUUUCCAUGCAUAGAAUCUCUGCAUUCUGGGAAACAAGAGAGUAUGAAUGAGAAGCUAUCAAAUUGUGGGGAAAGAGGGAAUAUGUGUGGAAUUACCAACCAAAGUGGCAUGUGCGAGAAGCAUCUAGAGACUAGGGAGCAUAGGAGUGUACAUGGGAAGGCAUGCCAUGUGGCUGGUCAGAGGUGCAUACAUGAGAUGCUAUUAUCUGCUGCCAAGGAAAGCAAUAUACCUGGAAAGAAAUCUAAUGUCCAAAAACAGAGCAGCACACAUGAGAAGCGGCCACGUGUUAGUAAGAAAAAGUGCAUGGAAGAGAAGCUUUUAAGUGCCAGGGAGCUACGGAGGGCAGACAAGAAGCUUCCUGAUAGUAACAAAAAGAAUCCCCAGAAGAAGCUCCCAAAUUCUGGAGAACUGAAGUUCACAGACAAUCAGCUUCCUGCUGCAGACCUUAAAAACAUGCAUGAGAAUUAUUGUGAUUCCUGUGAACAAAAUUUCAUACAUGAUAAGUUGUUGCAUGACUUAGACAAAAGGGACAUGCACAAUAAGCUGCCAUCUGUUACUUCUGAGAGGAGCAUCUGUGAAAAGGUGUUACAUGCUGGUGAUUUAGAGGACAAUUUUCCUGUGCAAAGGGAAAGAAAUGGGAAAGUUUUAGAACAAUCUACACAUGCAGAGUCAUGUUGUCAUGAACAUUGCAAAAAAAGCAUUUUGAAGGGAGAAAUCUCGGAGCAUGGAGAUGCUCAGCUAGCUUCAACCAAUACAUUGAAGAAUGAGAGGUCAGAAGAGGAGCAACAGUGCCUGGCAGAGAGUAAUUCAAAUGAACAAGAAGCGUGCAGAGAGUCUGAACACGAGGUUACCAUUGAGCGAGAGCUAAGUAGGCAAUUAAGUGAACUAGAGCUUGGUAAGAAUUCAAAUAGACUAAUAAGUCGGUCAGGAGGCAGACGGUUUGAUAAACAGAAAACAGGCAGAUUAGGAGGAUGCUCAACUAAUGAAAAAGUAGGCAUGAUGGCUAAAUACUGCAAUGACCCUGUAGCAAUUGAAGAGUGGAGUAAGGAGCAAUCAGGCAAAAUUUCAUUUGUAUCACAAAUAGGGAGAAAGUCUAAGUUAGGCUAUCCACGGGUUGGCACUUCUGGAAGAAAGUCUAAUGAAUUAAAGGCAAGCAAACCUGGAAGAAAGUCAAAAGAAUCACAAGUGGGUAGGCAGAUCAAUAAGUCACAAGUAGGAAAAUGUCCUAAAUGCUGCAUGGAACAUGGUGGUAUUGAGAAUGAAUCUAAAGCAAAAAGAGACACAGUUAUCAUAGAAGAUGACAAUGUUACACUAGCUUCAAUCUUAAAAAAUAGAAGACGCUCUUCAUGGGUCGCAGAGGGUUCAGGUGAUAUGUGUACUAAAAAAAAGAUUGUCAAUGGGAAAACCAUUUUUUCCCCAGGAGAAAAGAAUAAAAAUCGCAGAGGAGGAUGUGCUUUGUCAGUUCGCAGCUCUGGCAAAAGGGAUUCUCAUCCUAAAGGUCAAAGAGGUGCUUCAUCUACAAGCAAAAGGACUGUGCUCCGUUGGUUGAUAGAUGCUGGUAUUGUGUCCGAGGGUGAGCCGGUACAAUAUUUGAAUAAAAAUAGCAACAGGAUAGUGAAGCAUGGUUGGAUUACAAGGGAUGGGAUUCAUUGCAAGUGCUGUAAGAGGGUUCUAUCAGUAUCAAACUUUAAUACUCAUGCGGGUAGCCAAAUUAAAAGAGCCUUUUCAAACAUUUUUGUUCAGUCCGGCAAGUCACUUACAAUGUGUCAAAUUGAGGCAUGGUUUGCAGAAUACAAGAAUAGGAAAGGUGGCAUGCGUUUCAUAGAUGUUGACGAGAAUGAUCAAAAUGAUGAUGCUUGUGGAUUUUGUGGUGAUGGUGGUGAUUUAAUUUGCUGUGACAGAUGUCCUUCAACUUUCCACCAAGAUUGUUUGACACUAAAGGAUGUUCCUGAAGGGAACUGGUACUGUUCAAACUGCACGUGUGGAAUUUGUGGGGAAAUUGGUCAUGACGAAGAAAAAGAAAUUGUUUCAGAUUUACUAAUCUGUGAUCAAUGUGAACAUAAAUAUCACAAGAAGUGUCUACAUGAAAGAGCAAUCCAAGUUGGAGAGUCAAAUGAAACAGUUGCUGUGUUUUGUGGACAGGAUUGUAAGAUGGUUUCUGCAGGAUUGCAGCAGCUCCUUGGGAUUUCAAAUCCCAUUGAAGAAGGGCUUACAUGGACUCUCUUAAGAUCUAUCAACGAGGAUCAAAGGUUCUGCUCUCCUCAAAGCCUUGCACUGAUGGCAGAGUGUAAUUUAAAGCUGGCCGUAGCCCUUGCUGUCAUGGAGGAAUGUUUUGAACGAAUGGUGGACCCAAGGACAGGCAUAGAUAUGAUUCCUCAAGUCGUUUAUAGUUGGGGAUCAAAUUUCAGUCGCUUAAACUACCAAGGCUUUUACACUGUGGUGUUAGAGAGGGAAGAUGAUCUCAUUUCUGUUGCAUCAAUCAGGAUUCAUGGAGGACAUUUUGCAGAGAUGCCUCUUAUUGCAACUUGUGAACCAUAUAGACGUCAGGGCAUGUGCCGCCGCCUUGUUCACACAAUUGAGAAGAUGCUAAUAUCACUAAAUGUGAAAAAGCUGAUAUUAUCGGCGGUACCCGAACUUCUAGAGUAUUGGACGACAGUUUUUGGUUUUAAGCCAUUGGAAGAUUCACAAAAACAGUUAAUAAAAAAUAUGAACAUGAUGACAUUUCCGGGAACCACGUUAUUGCAAAAAUACAUCUUCAAACCAGAAAUCCAAUCGUGUGGUCCACCAGAUUGGAGCACAUCUGUCAAGGACAAUGCAUUGGCUCCUCAAGCACAGAGAUGUGAUGCCCAAAGUCCACAACUAAAGGAAUCAGAUACCAAUUCUGCCAUUUCUGUCUGGAGUAAUGUUGAAGAUGGCAGUACCUUGAUACAAACUCCACCUUCUAGAAUACUAGCUAAGGUAGACGAAUUGAAGAGUGAGCAUGGUUUAGAAAGUACAUUGAUAGAAGACAAUGAGAGAACACUGGGCUGUCAUGGGAUAGAUGUUUUGGAUUCUCAAACACAGGUAAACAAUGAAAUUUCAGCUCUGGAGAAGGUGUCUACUGAAUCUUUAUUUUGCAUCCCUAGUUAUAUAGCUGGUGGUGAUACCACAACAGAGAUCACACCCUGUAAGGUACUGAUUGAUGCCAAAAUGAGGAAAGACUGGAGAGGUUCCGACAAUGCACUGACAAAAUUGGAAUUAAUAUCAGCUGUACUUUCAAGCAAAACUGUUUCAGAUUCCCAGUUGCAGGGAGAUAGUGCAGAAGUGUCAAUGUUGGAGAAGACAAAGAUGGAAUAUGCACAUUACAACUCCGAUGACACAACUAUUACCAAUAAACUAGUGGAUACUUGUAUCUUGCCUAAGGAAAAUGAAAUGAAUAAGGAAAUAAAGAGAAGAUUUGAGAAAAGACCCUUAAGUUGCCUACAAAUUGAAGAAAUGUAUACUGAAACAUAUGGAAACAACAUGUUGAUAAGAGAGGAAGAAAGUUCAGUGGUUCAUUCAGACAGCUGUGUUUCUUUAACUUCUCAAAUGUGGAGUGAUAUUCCUGAAGCUCCAGCAUCGAACAAGAUAAGUUCUGAAUCUGCACAACUUGUCCCUAUAACUGAUAUGAACCCAGCAGCAGUUAGUAAUACAUUGCCUGAGGAAGAAGAAAUAUUGACAACCAAGAAAGAUAUAGAAAGAGCAUAUGGAGCAGAGGAAGAAAGAACCUCAAGUUGUCUGAAAGAUUUAGAAUUGGAUGCUCAAGCACAGGAAGAUGGAACUGAUAUUCCUGUGCUGCAGAAGUCAGUAACUGAAUCUGUAUUGUGUGUUCCUGAUGAUAUGAAUGGAGUUGAUAUGCUAAAAAUGAGUGGGACCUCAGGGAUGCCACCAAAUUCCGAAAUUAGAUUGGAGCAUGAUAAAGGGUCAGGGAGUAUAACAGCAUUAGAGGAAAAAAGAUUCAUGGUUCAACUGGUCAGUAUGAGAGCUGAUACACAGAAUUCAUCAGGUAUGGAUUUGGAAGGAAUGGUCUAUUCAGAAGAAGAAUCAGUAGAUAUGUUUGUUAAAGAGUUAUUGGAUUCUUGUUUGGAAAGACUUCACCUAGAACAAUGUAUCAAUGGCAUGGCAACAAUUAAAGAUACUGUAUCUGAUAGAGGCAGCACACAUCUUCACACCAUAGUCAAUUCUUGUGAAAACGAUAAUAAUUUGGAAGAAAGAAAUAUGAAUUCAUAAAUUCUCAAGUACAUAGACAAUACAAUGUCAAGGCAAAAUCGUGCAGAGCGACUACUAAAUGAUGUGCAUGGGAGAUAUGGGUUCUUCAGCUGAGUGGAAAAUGUCUACAAUAAACAUGAUGGGUUAUGACUAAGAAAAAAGAUAGAUUGAUGUCAUGCUGAGGAGUUAGGAAAGCCUUUUUUUGUUGUUUGCUGGAUAAGUGUUUCUUUGAUCCCUUUAUCAAAACCAAGCAUUUUUUUAUGAUGUCUCAGUCUGACCAGUUAUUUCCAUGACGUGAUCUGAUGGGUUUUGUAGAAGACUUGUCAGUUACAAGAGGUUAUGAAAGUAAACAUUCCUGUUGGGAUUAACUGAGAAGUGGAAUGCAGGGAAUGAUGGAAACAUGGUUGCUGUACAAGAGGAUUAUUAAUUGACAACUGUAAAUAGAAUGUAACCAGUUUUUUGCUUAUUAGAAAUGAAGAUCAAGAAUGGUGGCCAAGAAAGACAAGUAUGCAGAUUCAAAUCCAGAUGAAGAUGAUGCCUGUGAAGCCAUAGAAGAGUGAGACGAAUAAAAUGUGAAUAAAAAGGUGGUGGUGCAAGAAACAUGUAUGUAAUUGAAAAAUAGCCAAGGAUCGGAACGUCCUAGGCAGUAUGUAAUUUUAGAGUACCACAUUAUGUGGUCCACAGAUUUGUACUACAAUAUUUGGCCAUGAUAUAAAAUAUGAAAUGAUUUGCCUCA
Messenger RNA from Cryptomeria japonica (Japanese cedar), 7998 nucleotides. RefSeq lists its product as uncharacterized. The coding region runs from base 1191 to 7283 and encodes 2030 amino acids. The record is from RefSeq and is a predicted model, not a curated record. Gene Ontology annotation, molecular function: transcription corepressor activity; acyltransferase activity, transferring groups other than amino-acyl groups. Lineage: Eukaryota; Viridiplantae; Streptophyta; Pinopsida; Cupressales; Cupressaceae. Gene Ontology annotation, biological process: negative regulation of DNA-templated transcription. The transcript is spliced from 10 exons.